AUGGCUUCCAACACCAAGUAUCAGCCAGCUCCUCAGAGCGACCCCGACGACUACACCCACGCGCCCCCCGCCUACGCUGAGGGUUCGGCUGCUCGCGAUGAGACCCAGGGCCUCUUUGGUGCGCCCCGCGAUAGCGAGGACAACCUCCCCGAUGAUUUCAAGUUCGGCGGCUCUGUGGCUGAGGCCACUGUCGAUAUCCGCAACCAGUUCGUUCGCAAGGUCUAUACCAUCCUCACUGUCCAGCUCCUUGCUACUGCUGGAGUGAGCAGCCUCACAUUCUUCAGCACCGGUUACAAGGACUGGAUCCAGAGCCACCCCGGUGUCGUUUGGGCUUCGCUCUUUGGUGCCAUGAUCUUCAUGGGCUUGACCUACUGGAAGCGCAAGUCUUACCCAACUAACCUUCUCUUCCUCUCGCUCUUCACCCUCGCCGAAGCCUACACCAUCUCUGUCAUCGUAUCGUUCUACAAGACAUCCAUCGUUCUUAACGCUGUCGUUCUUACUGCCGGAAUCUUUGUCUUCCUUACUCUCUUUGCUUGCCAGACAAAGUAUGACUUCACAUCAUGGAUGCCUUACCUCUUCGGUGCCCUGUGGGGUCUCGUUAUCUUCAGCUUCAUGGCCAUGUUCUUCCCUUACAGCUCUACCGGCGAGCUCAUCUACGGUGGCCUUGCUGCUCUCAUUUUCAGUGGCUACAUUCUCGUCGACACCCAGCUUGUCCUUCGUCACCACCAUGUCGAGGAGGAGAUCGCUGCUGCCAUCAGCCUUUACCUCGACAUCAUCAACCUCUUCCUCGCUAUUCUGCGCAUUCUCAACAGCCAGUCUAAUAACUAA
Fusarium fujikuroi IMI 58289 is the source of this 828-nucleotide messenger RNA. RefSeq names its product qutR-like protein. Lineage: Eukaryota; Fungi; Ascomycota; Sordariomycetes; Hypocreales; Nectriaceae. The record is from RefSeq and is a predicted model, not a curated record. Gene Ontology annotation, cellular component: membrane. The transcript is spliced from 3 exons. Bases 1 to 828 code for a protein of 275 amino acids.